ACAGCCCACUUUGUCACCUGCUAGAACUGCCACAGUCACCGCUGUUGCAGCCGCCAGCACCAGAGGAUGGAUGCCGACGCACAGGGAGGGUGCAGCCUUGAGAUGCAGGCUGAAGGCACGGGCCAAACAGUGGGUGAGGGGCCAGGAACCUGGAUGUGCCCCCAGGCAUCCCCACCGACACUGCCUGAGGAGGAACAUGGAGAGAGGCUGGUAGAACUGCACACCUCCUUCAGGGAGCUGGUCACCUUCUUCUGUACCAACUCCACUAUCCACGGCACCAUCCGCCUUGUUUGCUCCAGCCAGAACCGCCUUAAGACAGCCUCCUGGGGGCUGCUGCUGGCAGGAGCCCUGGGCGUGCUCUACUGGCAGUUCGCACUCCUCUUCGAGCAGUACUGGCAUUACCCGGUCAUCAUGACAGUGUCUGUGCACUCGGAGCGCAAGCUCUUCCCAUCGGUCACUCUGUGUGACAUGAACCCACACCGGCCACACUUAGCCCGCCACCAUCUGCGGAUUCUGGAUGACUUUGCCCGGGAGAACAUCUACUCCCUGUAUCGGUUCAACUUUAGCGACAGCAAGGAUGCCCUGGGGGCCGAGGUCCCAGGUCCAGAGCCCGCCUUCCAGCUGGACCGUAGGAUCCACCUCCAGAGGCUGAGGCCCUUGGACGGCCAGAACAGAGUGGGCUUCAAACUGUGUAACAGCACUGGCGGCGACUGUGUUCAGCGGGCCUACUCCUCCGGCGUGGUGGCCGCCCGGGAGUGGUACCGCUUCCACUACAUAAACAUCCUGGCCCUGCUGCCCGCUGCUCACGAGGACAGCCAUGGCAGCCACUUUGUCUUCUCCUGCCGCUAUGACGACCGGGACUGCCAUGCCCGACACUUCCAGACGUCCCACCACCCCACCUACGGCAGCUGCUACACCUUCAACGGUGUCUGGGCCGCACAACGGCCAGGCGUCACCCACAGGAUCAGCCUGGUCCUCAGGGCUGAGCAGCAGGACCACCUCCCUCUGCUGUCCACGAAGGCCGGCAUCAAGGUCAUGAUCCACCCGCAAGACCACACACCCUUCCUGGAGCACCAGGGCUUCAGCAUCCGGCCAGGGACGGAGACCACCAUUGACAUCCGUGAGGACGAGGUGCACCGGCUCGGGAGCCCCUAUGGGCAGUGCAUGGACAGUACAGGCAGCAUGGACGUGCAGCUACUGUACAACACCUCCUACACCAGGCAGGCAUGUCUGGCCUCCUGCUUUCAGCAUCUGAUGGUGGAGACCUGCUCCUGCGGCUACUUCUUCUACCCUCUGCCGGUGGGGGCCGAGUACUGCAGCUACAUGCGGCACCCAGCCUGGGGUCACUGCUUCCACCGCCUCUACCAGAAACUGAAGACCCACCAGCUUCCCUGCACCACCCGAUGCCCGCGGCCUUGCAGAGAAUCUUCGUACAAGCUUUCUGCCGGGACCUCCAGAUGGCCUUCCUCCACAUCAGCCGACUGGGUCCUGGCUGUGCUGGGUGAGCCGAGCCGAUGGAACCCAUGGCCACCUUCUGCCUCUAUCAAAUCCUGGCCGCUGUCCCUGCCCUCGCCCUCCAGGGCCUGCACAGAGGGCCCCACCGGCAGGUCUGGGGCUCAGCCCCUCUCACCUGCGCCCUGCCCCAGGAUCAGCCUGGCCAAGGUGAACAUUUUCUAUCAGGAGCUCAACUACCGCACGGUGGAUGAGACGCCGGUCUACUCGGUGCCACAGCUGCUCUCAGCCAUGGGCAGCCUCUGGAGCCUGUGGUUCGGCUCCUCGGUCCUCUCGGUCGUGGAGGUGCUAGAGCUGCUGCUGGACACCAUGGCCCUCGCCCUACUGCUGUGCUGCCGCUGGCUCCGCGGGUCUCAGGGCCAGCCCAGGGCGGCCACAAGGGUGCCCCCUCCAAGCCAGAGGCCAGCCAGUAGACCAGUGGCUGCAGGCACGUCGAAUGCCCUGGGGCCCAGCUGCCUUCACCUUCCACGAUGCUGCCGGGACUUCAGCAGGAGUCUCAGCUGAGUUCAGCCAAGCAUGGGCCCCAGAGACCCCUCACACCUGAACCAGUCUGAACCUGGCCUGAUCCUGGGAGCAGUGGCAGCGGUGGGCUCUCCUGACUGCCCAGGGCGAGCCGGUCAAGCCCCAUGGGGCUUCCUGGGCCAACCAAGCCAAACCUGGGGCCCAGGAAGCAGCAGCACCAGAGCUCAGGGGUGGCUCGCCGCCAAGCACAGGGCACAGAAGGGCUUCUCGUUAGCCAAGCCACCCUGCCCUGCCCAGUGGUGGCCUCACAGGUCUCAAGGAGGCGCAGGGCAGGCAGGGAAUAAGGGAGCAUCCCCACCACUCUGGAUUCCCAUGUUCUGGUUGUGAUGGAGCAUCUGCCCAAGUGGAGGAGUAUGUGCCCAUGUGUGGGGGGGCGCUCCACAUGGGAGUGUGUCUAUUUGGUGCCAGUGUCAUAUGUCCGCAUGUUUCUGUGUCAGCAGGUCUGUCUGCACCUACAUGUAGGUGUGUGCAGGCAUCAGGCAGAGCCUCACUCAGCUUGGGACCAAUGGGAGGAAGGGCAGGGCCAGGCCCAGGCACUCAGUGACCUGGGGCCACUUUGCAAUAAAAUGAUUUCACCUGGUG
Molecule: messenger RNA, 2616 nt
Organism: Capra hircus (goat)
Lineage: Eukaryota; Metazoa; Chordata; Mammalia; Artiodactyla; Bovidae
Gene: SCNN1D
Product: sodium channel epithelial 1 delta subunit
Exons: 12
Coding region: 67-2016 (649 amino acids)
Biological process (GO): sodium ion transmembrane transport
Cellular component (GO): membrane
Molecular function (GO): ligand-gated sodium channel activity
Source: RefSeq, a predicted model, not a curated record